AUGUUGGUGGUUUUAACACACUUUUCUUUUUCUCCAUCUUGCCCUCUCUUUCUUUCUUUCUUUCUUUGUUUUUCUCUCACUCUCUUUCUUUCUUUGUUUUUCUCUUUCUUUGUUUUUCUCUUUCUUUGUUUUUCUCUUUCUUUGUUUUUCUCUUUCUUUGUUUUUCUCUUUCUUUGUUUUUCUCUUUCUUUGUUUUUCUCUUUCUUUGCUUUACUCUUUCUUUCUUUGCUUAACUCUUUCUCUCGCUUUCUUUGUUGUUUUCUUUCUCUUUCUUUGUUGUUCUCUUUCUUUGUUGUUCUCUUUCUUUGUUGUUCUCUUUCUUUGUUGUUCUCUUUCUUUGUUGUUUUCUUUCUCUUUCUUGUUUUCUUUCUCUUUCUUGUUUUCUUUCUUGUUUUCUUUCUCUUUCUUUCUUUGUUUUCUCUCUCUUUCUCUUUGUUUGUUUCUUUCUUUCUUUCUUUGCUUCUCUCUCUCUCUAUUUUAAUAUCAUAUUUCUAG
Messenger RNA from Acanthosepion pharaonis, 495 nucleotides. The record is from the annotation of a GenBank genome assembly. NCBI's taxonomy places the organism in Eukaryota, Metazoa, Mollusca, Cephalopoda, Sepiida, Sepiidae.